Molecule: messenger RNA, 2271 nt
Organism: Microplitis demolitor
Lineage: Eukaryota; Metazoa; Arthropoda; Insecta; Hymenoptera; Braconidae
Exons: 3
Coding region: 1-2271 (756 amino acids)
Source: RefSeq, a predicted model, not a curated record
AUGGACGCAAAAGGUAACAAUUCAAGCUCAGUCGUAUUUAUCUCCAAUGCGUGCCAAAACUGCGGGCAGCGGAAUCAUAAAAUUGCCGAAUGCCAAUUACCAUGGCAGUCGGAUAUGUGCCCAGUAUAUUAUCAAGAUCAAGUGACAACGGCAACGUGCUUCCGUCCGCACGACAAGAAUUACAAAGAUUACAAUCGGGGACGUUGUCAAGGCUGUGGAAGUGCUCCCCACAACCUGCCCUUCUCGGAUGAGGGCAACCCACUAGCUGGGCGGAGUACCGAGAUUCCGAACGAUGACGACCUUGGCGAACAACGGACUGCAUUUAGGUGGACGGAGGAAUUACGAGCCGAUCUCUUGAUGUGCUAUAAUAACAGUGAACCGGAGCGGAGAGGCUACAUGGCGAAGAUGAAAGCUCUCUGGAGCAAUAUGCAUCCUAACUACAGCCAUCUGUCACAACAACAUCUCCGAGACUAUGCCUCUCAUCUCCGGCGAACACGGAGAUCACUGUUAAUGAACAGACGAUUAUCUCAUCGUCUGUCUUUUCCAGCACAGUUACAUCAAGAGAGACGCCGUUCUUCUGAAGACGCUGACAAUGAUUUUGAAAGACGACAAAAUAAUAAUAAUAUUAAUAAUAAUAAUAAUAAUAAUAAUAAUAAUAUUAAUAAUAAUAAUAAUAAUAAUAAUAAUAAUAAUAAUAAUAAUAAUAAUAAUAAUAAUAAUAAUAAUAAUAAUAAUAAUAAUAAUAAUAAUAAUAAUAAUAAUAAUAAUAAUAAUAAUAAUAAUAAUAAUAAUAAUAAUAAUAAUAAUAAUAAUAAUAAUAAUAAUAAUAAUAAUAAUAAUAAUAAUAAUAAUAAUAAUAAUAAUAAUAAUAAUAAUAAUAAUAAUAAUAAUAAUAAUAAUAAUAAUAAUAAUAAUAAUAAUAAUAAUAAUAAUAAUAAUAAUAAUAAUAAUAAUAAUAAUAAUAAUAAUAAUAAUAAUAAUAAUAAUAAUAAUAAUAAUAAUAAUAAUAAUAAUAAUAAUAAUAAUAAUAAUAAUAAUAAUAAUAAUAAUAAUAAUAAUAAUAAUAAUAAUAAUAAUAAUAAUAAUAAUAAUAAUAAUAAUAAUAAUAAUAAUAAUAAUAAUAAUAAUAAUAAUAAUAAUAAUAAUAAUAAUAAUAAUAAUAAUAAUAAUAAUAAUAAUAAUAAUAAUAAUAAUAAUAAUAAUAAUAAUAAUAAUAAUAAUAAUAAUAAUAAUAAUAAUAAUAAUAAUAAUAAUAAUAAUAAUAAUAAUAAUAAUAAUAAUAAUAAUAAUAAUAAUAAUAAUAAUAAUAAUAAUAAUAAUAAUAAUAAUAAUAAUAAUAAUAAUAAUAAUAAUAAUAAUAAUAAUAAUAAUAAUAAUAAUAAUAAUAAUAAUAAUAAUAAUAAUAAUAAUAAUAAUAAUAAUAAUAAUAAUAAUAAUAAUAAUAAUAAUAAUAAUAAUAAUAAUAAUAAUAAUAAUAAUAAUAAUAAUAAUAAUAAUAAUAAUAAUAAUAAUAAUAAUAAUAAUAAUAAUAAUAAUAAUAAUAAUAAUAAUAAUAAUAAUAAUAAUAAUAAUAAUAAUAAUAAUAAUAAUAAUAAUAAUAAUAAUAAUAAUAAUAAUAAUAAUAAUAAUAAUAAUAAUAAUAAUAAUAAUAAUAAUAAUAAUAAUAAUAAUAAUAAUAAUAAUAAUAAUAAUAAUAAUAAUAAUAAUAAUAAUAAUAAUAAUAAUAAUAAUAAUAAUAAUAAUAAUAAUAAUAAUAAUAAUAAUAAUAAUAAUAAUAAUAAUAAUAAUAAUAAUAAUAAUAAUAAUAAUAAUAAUAAUAAUAAUAAUAAUAAUAAUAAUAAUAAUAAUAAUAAUAAUAAUAAUAAUAAUAAUAAUAAUAAUAAUAAUAAUAAUAAUAAUAAUAAUAAUAAUAAUAAUAAUAAUAAUAAUAAUAAUAAUAAUAAUAAUAAUAAUAAUAAUAAUAAUAAUAAUAAUAAUAAUAAUAAUAAUAAUAAUAAUAAUAAUAAUAAUAAUAAUAAUAAUAAUAAUAAUAAUAAUAAUAAUAAUAAUAAUAAUAAUAAUAAUAAUAAUAAUAAUAAUAAUAAUAAUAAUAAUAAUAAUAAUAAUAAUAAUAAUAAUAAUAAUAAUAAUAAUAAUAAUAAUAAUAAUAAUAAUAAUAAUAAUAAUAAUAAUAAUAAUAAUAAUAAUAAUAAUAAUAAUAAUAAUAAUAAUAAUAAUAAUAAUAAUAAUAAUAAUAAUAAUAAUAAUAAUAAUAAUAAUAAUAAUAAUUAA